Molecule: messenger RNA, 9546 nt
Organism: Pseudopodoces humilis (Tibetan ground-tit)
Lineage: Eukaryota; Metazoa; Chordata; Aves; Passeriformes; Paridae
Source: RefSeq, a predicted model, not a curated record
CUCAGCGCGGGGCAGGGCGGCCAUGGCCGAGGCUGUGCGACCCCCGCGCCGCUCCCGCACUCGCCCCAAGGAAAAAAAGAAAAGAAGCAGCGAGGAGCCCCAGGUACAGGAGCCUGAUGAUGUUUUCCUGCCUCCUGUGGCAGAAGGGUCUUCUCAAGCCAGGAGUGUGCAAGUGGAACAUCCUGGAGAAUUUACAGAAAUUCAGCUCAGAGAUGAAGUAGAAAAUAGGAAAACUAUAAAUGAUGCGUCUGACAUCCCCCAAAGUCAUUUAUCUUCAGCAAAUGAAGGGGCUCUGGCAGUGACUCUGGAGCCUUCCAAAGAUGCAGAAAAGGCCAAAGCUGAUCCUUCCCAGGAAGAAUGUGGGGAGGGUGUUGAGAAGAGCGAGAACAAGUUGGACAAAACUCAGAGCCCUGCGGAGGCAGUUGCUAGUGGAUCUAGGAAUUCUGAUUUAUUGGGUAGUACCUCUCAGUCCAAUGCUGCUCCCCCUCUGUUAGUGAUGGGCUUCGUACAGGGCAGAAGAGCUGAAAACCGACAAGACUUUAGAGAUCCUCUUGCCUGCUCUUCAGAGAAGCUUCCUCUCAGCACCUCACAGCGCUCUGAGAAAUCCAAGUCGCGCAUUCUGCGGCCAAUUUAUCCAGACCUGUCCUUGGAGCUGUCCUAUGAGAAACCCACCAUCAUGGCAGUGAAGCCCCUGCUGCACCACGAGAGGCUGUACCCAGAGCUCCCCUCCGAGCCAGAGCUGGUGCCAUUCACCAGGGAGCAGCUGAAAAUCUUUGAGCCCUGUUCGUGGCUGGAGAAUGUUGACUCCUAUGCCGAGGAAUUUGAGAGUGUGGCUCACCAGGACAGGCAUGAGUUCUACGAGCUGCUCCUGAACUACAUGCGCUGCAGGAAGCAGCUGCUGUUGGCUGAGGCAGAGCUGCAGGCCAUGACAACAGACUGCCAAAAUGUGAAGGGGAGAUUAUGGACUUUCAAGGAACAACAGAAGACUGUGCAGGGUAUGUGUGCAGAUCAGUGCAAGGUGACAGGUCACCACCGCUACCAGACAGUGGAGCUGAACGAGAGUGUGCUGGGGGAGCUGAGGAAGCUGUUUGAGGCCAAAGCAGAGCAUGUACACCAGACCCUGGCACUGCACUCCUACACUUCGGUGCUGUCCCGCUUGCAAGUGGAGUCCUAUGUUUACAGGUUGCUCAGCAGCUCGUCCCUGCUGAGAUCUGUGGCCCUGCAGCAGCAAGAACAAGUUUCAAAGCAGUCAGAAAAUCUCUCUUCAGACUUGAGCCACUUGAAGGAAUGCAUCAGUGUCCUUUUCAGCUUCACUCGCAGGGUUAUUGAAGAUCCUCAGUUUCACAGUGACCUUCUCAUGUGGCUGCAGAGACUGGUAUCUGUGUUGCAGAGAAUUGGCUGUCCAGGUGACCAUCUCUUCCUCUUCAACCACAUCCUUCGGUGUCCAGCUGGCAUCAAUGAGUGGGCUUGUCCAUUCAUUCAGAUCAAAGUCUUGGGUAACCCAUCGGGUGUCUUUCAUUUCAUGCAGUCUCUUGCCUUGCUUAUGUCUCCUGUCAAAAAUCGCGUGGACUUUAUGUGCCAUAUGAAACCAAGUGACAGGAAAAGUUCCUCUUCAUCUGGGAUGGAAUCUGGGAACUGGACUCUGGUAGAUGAAGGAGGAGAAGAGGAUGAGGAUCCUGAAACAAGCUGGAUUCUACUCUUGGAAGAUGACUUGAUUGCUCUGUUGUCACAGUUCCCAUUUCAUGAACUCUUUCAGCAGUUUCUCGGGUUUACGUCUGAAGGUGCUUAUUUUCCUGAAAAAACAUCUCCCCAGAAGAUGAUGAAGAUUUUUGCCUUUGCAAACUCCUUAGUGGAACUUCUGUCUAUGGGGUUGGAAACGUUUAACAGAGCACGGUACCGACAGUUUGUGAAGAGAAUUGGUCAGCUCAUCAAGAUGACACUGUGUCAUGUGAGUGACCACUGGGCCCAGUAUGUUAGUGGCAAUAAACAAUAUGGAUCAGUAGAACACCCCUACUCUGUGGAAAAAUUGCAACUGGAGUUUGAUGAGCUGUUUUUUAGAGCUGUUCUACAUGUUCUGAAGGCAAAAAGGUUGGGAGUCUGGCUGUUCAUGUCUGAGAUGCCUUAUGGAACCUUGUCCAGCAACAUGCUUUGGAGGCUCUUCUUUGUCAUGCAUUGUGCUGAGAGCGAGCAGCUGGAGCAGCUCUGCUCUACUCUUCAGCCUGCUGACUACAAGCAAAGACUCAAAGAUCCAGAGCACCUUGCACAGUUUGAAAAGUAUCUUCAAUCAAUGAACUGCUCAGAAGAAAUCUGUCUUCUCACCACAUUUGCUCAGAUGGCACAAACCAAACGGGCUGAUGUUGAUGAGGAUUUUAUCAAAAUUGUUGUUCUGGAGAUAUAUGAGGUGUCCUAUGUUAGUCUUUCCACAAGAGAGACGUUUUCCAAGGUUGGUCGAGAACUCUUGGGAGCCAUUGCCAGCAUCCACACACAGAUUAUUUCUGUACUGCUGGAUCGGAUUAGAGAGACCAUUGAGAAAGUGGGGAUGGUUUCUUUAUAUCUGUUUAAAGAACUACCCUUGUACCUGUGGAAGCCUUCUUCAUCAGAGAUAGCCCUGAUCCGUGACUGGUUGUUAAAUUACAGUCUGACAACAGUGGAGAAUAAACUGGCUUGUAUUAUCUUGGAAGGGCUGAACUGGGGAUUUGGUCAGCAUCAGAAUACUCUACACCUGGAUCCAGCUGUCCAUUCUGAAGUUGCAUUGAUGGUCCUGGAAGCGUACCAGAAAUAUCUCUCCCAAAAACCGUAUACUGGGCUGCUUUCUGAAAGCAUAAAACAGGUCUCCUACCUGGCCAGCAUCGUUCGCUACGGGGAAACACCGGAGACUUCCUUCAAUCAGUGGGCCUGGAGUUUGAUUUUGAGGCUGAAGCUGCACAGGAAUGACCGUGGGGUGCAGCAGAGCGGGCUGGCUGUUCCCGUGUGUGACAGCGCGCUGGACACGGCCGAGUCGGUCACGCUGCACCCCCUGCUCAAGGCUGUGAAGGCAAACAUCCCCAUUGGCUGCUACCUGGCACUGGCAAUGACCACCCUGGGCCACAGCAUUGAGAAAUUCUGUGCUGAAGGGAUCCCUCUUUUGGGUGUACUAGUCCACUCUAGACAUUUGAGAACAGUAGUCCAUGUGCUGGAUAAAAUUUUACCCUUGUUUUACUCUUGCCAGUACUACCUCCUGAAGAAUGAACAGUUUUUAUCUUACGUGGAGCUGUUCCUUCAUCUGGAUAGUGGAGUCCCUCAAGGAGUGACCCAACAGGUUACCCAUAAAGUGACACAGCACUUGACAGGAGUGAACUAUGGAGAAAAUGUUAAGCUGCUCAGUAGUAUGAUACAGACUCACAUUUUUGUAAGCGACCAUCCAAAUGGAGUGGGGCCAGCUGCAGUCCUGGAGUUCUGGGUGCAGGUCCUCACCAGCCAGCAGCUGUGGCACAGGGACCGGGCCACGCUCUGCCUGCUGGAUGACUUGUGCAAAGCUGCUUUCCAGUACAGCCAAGAGGACUGUGUGCAAAAGCUGCUUUACCAGCAGCACAAGAAUGCUUUGGGCUAUCACUGUGACAAGGGUAUGCUGUCUUCACUGGUGAGCUGGAUCGUGGCAGGCAAUGUCACACCAUCCUUUGUGGAGGGCAAUUCCAACUCCUCCCAGGUCUGGUUUGCAUGGACAGUGUUAAAUAUGGAGUCAAUAUUUGAGGAAGAUUCACAGCUUCGCAGAAUUGUGGAGGGGGAGCUGGUUAUCAAUGCUUUAACUCCUGAUCAAGCUUUGAAGUUAACCUGUGACAGCCUGUUACAGCACCACACUUGUCUGGAAAUGUUUCUGCAGAAAGCCCAGACCCAGCUGAAGCUGCCCAUCGUCCCUUCCCUUCAGAGGCUGAUGAUUUACCGCUGGGCUCACCAGGCCCUUGCCACCCCUGCAGACCACCCUCUAAUGCCACUGAUCUGGCAGAAAUUCUUCCUCCUGUACCUUCACCGACCAGGACCACAGUAUGGAUUGCCUGUAGAUGGCUGUAUUGGAAGACGCUUUUUUCAGAGUGCAGCUCAUGUUAACUUGCUAAAUGAGAUGAAGAAGCGGCUGACAGAGGUGGCAGACUUCCAUCAUGCUGCCAGUAAAGCACUGAGAGUGGAGAGUCCUGAGAGCAGUGACAGGUCACCAGAGAAGGCCAGCUGCUCACCUCAUUACCUGACUUCACCUGAGCUGCAUAAGGAACUUGUCAGGCUUUGUAAUGUUUUAAUUUUGUGGUUGGAAGAAGAGAGUUUCCAGAAAGGAGAUACGUACAUUCCCUCUUUACCAAAGCAGUAUGAUGCACACAGACUUGCUAAAGUCAUGCAGAAUCAACAGGAUCUGUGGAUGGAGUAUGUCAAUGUGGAACUCAUACACCAUGAGUUUCAGGAGGCUCUGAACCUUUGGCUGCAGGUUCAGCUUGAAUCACAUACAACCUGUGCUUCUGCAGGGAAAACAGAUUUCACCAACCCUUUGUCAGCCAAAGUGAGGAUUAUGAAUAAUUUGAAGAAGCUUGAUACUCCCAAGCCCCCUCUGCCGCUGCAGACGAUGAAAGCCCCUGUGCCAGUGAUUUCCUCUGCCACUCUCGUGAGUCAGAAAGACGCGAUCCAGCUCAUGCGCAAGGACCUGAACAUCUUGCAGCAACACGCCAAAACUGCAGCUCUCUGUGAGUCUCAGCAUGUUGCUCUGAACAGUGAGAUCCUGGACACGGUGCCUAAGCUGUAUGUCAACAGGGAGGAGCAGAUCACCCUCCACCUGGAAUGCCGGGGAACUUCAAAUAAAGAGUGCCAGGGAGCAGCUCAGCUCACUAUACAGUUUGAAGGGAAGCACAAAAAUGAAGCAGUGAGCCAGCAGCUUCACGCUUUGCGUAAAGAAGUGAGACAGCUGCAAGCAGAAGCCAUGAAGCCACCUUCCCUGGGUGUUGUGGAAGCAGCUGUACACGUGGAGAAUUUCAUAACGGCUCUGAUAAAUAUCUACAAGGUGCAGCCUAUGCCUGCAAUCAAGAAAGUUGGAAUUGGUUUGUUUUUCACAUUGGUAGAGUAUGUGUGUGAUGAAACUCAACGAAAUCCUCCCACAAGGCAGUUCUUCACGUCCUGCAUUGAGAUUCUGGGCCAAGUGUUCAUCAGCGGGACCAAAUCAGAGUGCAAGCGUCUGCUCCAGACGAUCCUGCAGAAUCGGAGGCUCUGUACUCUCCUUUCUCCUUACUUCACUCCUGUUGCCUCUCCCAGUGAAUUUGUGGCUUUAUACGAAAAAGUUGUGGCCUUUCUGAGUGAGGAUAACAGUGAUGUUGUCUUCAUGCUGCUGACAAAGUUUGACCUCACACAGUGGCUGAGUGUGGCCAAGCCACCUCUCUCAGAGCGCACCCAGCUCCUGGAGUCCAUUCACUUGGCUCUCAAUGCAUGUGGCCUGGAACCUGAAGAAGAUAUUUUGAUGCCAUUUAGUAUCUUCUGCAAGCAUUGGACUAACCUUCUCCAGUAUCAGUUCCCUGAUCAUUACAGUGAUUUCUUAAGGCUGUUUGUGCAGAGCUCAUCAGAGCAGCUCCUAAGCCCUGACUGUUGGAAGGCAUCACUUCAAGCUUUGGGAUGUGAUUCAGCAGUGACUGAACAGGGCAGUUUCAAUAAAAGUGAUUCUGCUGAAGGUCCUGUGGUGAGGGAUGCUGCAAAAUCUCUCCUCUCCACAGAGCAGGUCAGAGAGACAGUAGAGUGGCUUUCUACGUCCUUCUGCAAACUCCGACUGGCCUCGGUGGACUUCAGGACUUUUGGCCUGUUUUCAAAAUGGACUCCUUACGUGGCUGAAGUGAACACAUUCCUGAAGUAUCUCAUUAAGCGACUGAUUGACACUGAAGUUGCUAAUUUAGCCCAAGAGCCUGUUGGCAGUAGCAGAAUUUUAGCAGCAUUGCAGUCCUUGUAUUCAGUCAUUGCUGGACUCUUUAAACCAUGGAUACUGGUCUUGGAGAAAGAGGAUGCAAGUAGCCAGCCCUGCUACCCUUGGUUGGAGAGUGACACUCCUGUAGCCUCCACUGUGGUCUGUUUGUUUGCAGAUUGCAUCAAGCUCUUGCAUGAGAGCUUCAAAGAAAAGCUGUUGCCAAGCCACCAUGGGGCUCUCUGGUUACACCUAAUGCAUUACUGUGAGUGUUGCACAGCCCCCAAAAUGCCAGAGUUUAUUCUCUAUGCUUUCCACACUGAAUUCAGAAAGCUUCCAUGGAAGGAAAUGCAUCCAGACCAGAUGCUUAUGGAAGAGUUCUUUAAAAUUGAAAGAGGCAGCCCCAAGAGUUGUUUCUUGUUCUUGGGUUAUGUUUUAUGUGAAGUAAACUGGGUCAGUGUCCUCUCUGAUGCCUGGAAUCCCAACCCUCACCCUCAGACUCACAGCAUGAUUGUCUGUUUGCUGUAUAUGAUGGUCCUGUUGGCAAAGGAGGAACAGCUUAUAAGCGAAGAGGAAUCUCCACUCAUAAAUCUUCUUGGACAGACCAGCUCCCUUCCUUGGCAGCUUGUGGGCAUUUCAUCUUAUGAAAGCAUCAUCAGCUACUGCAACAGUCACUACCCUCCCUCCGUUAUCCUUGCUAAGGAUGCUGGAGCUGAACUGAUCGUGAAGCUCCUGAAGAUCUCAGCAGGCUUUGGGGCAUCUUCUGAUAGUCACAUCCACCUUGAUGCAACACUGAAGUGCCGAGCGUAUAUUCGCCAGGUGGUUCAGUUCCUCAGCACCUUAGAACAAAGUGGAAAGAUAACCCUUGCAAUUUUGGAGCAAGAAAUGGCCAAGUUGCUAGAUGAUGUAGUCAUCUUUAAUCCCCCAGACAUGGAUCUGCAGACGCGUCACCUGGCCCUCAGCAGCCUGUUCACGGAGACGCUGAUGAUGCUGAACAACUCCAGCAUCACCACGGCCGAGUCUCUGCGGGGCAGCCUGCGCAGGUGGAUCGACAGCAGGGUGCAGGGGCUGCUGGCCAUGCCCCUCCUCACAGCUGCAUGCCACAGCCUGGCCUCCGUGCGCCACAUGGCCGAGACCACCGAGGCCUGCAUCACUUCCUACUUCAGCGACGAUUCCCCUCACCACCGGGAGUUAGGCUGGGGCCCUAUACUUGCUUCCCUCCAAGUUCCUGAGCUAACCAUGGAAGAAUUCCUGCAGGAGUGCCUGUCUUUAGGAAGUUACUUGACCCUCUAUGUCUACCUGCUGCAAUGCCUGAACACUGACCAAACCCUUACCAAUGAAAUGAAAAUCCUGCUGACCAUCAGCAAAUGGCUGGAGCAAGUGUACCCCAGCUCAGCAAAGGAGGAGGCAAAGCUGUUUCUCUGGUGGCAUAAAGCCAUGCAGUUAUCCUUGGUGCAGCUGGAGCAAGAUGACCCCGUUCUGAUUGAAUCUGUCAUCCGGACCCUGCUGUCCAUCCAGGGCCGGCAGAGCCAGCUGGCUGAAGAGAGACUCACUUCUGGAAUACUUGGUGCUAUUGGCUUAGGCAGGAGGUCUCCUUUGUCACCCAGGUUCCGGGUGGUCGCCCGCAGUUUGUCCACCUUCCUCCUGGUGCAGAUCCCUGCAGAGAGCCAGGUGCGCCUCAAGGCUGGCUCAGAGCCCAGGCUGUCUCAGAAGGCCCAGCAGGCACUGAGUGCUCUUGAAGCCAUGUCAUCCAACAAACAAUACAUGGAUUACCAAGAGCAGCUCUCCCAGGCCUCUCUGUUCAUCAAGCACCCUGAGCACUGCCUUCAGGAUGGCAAUAACCUCCUGUCCCUCCUGGUGAACACGCUGUACCCAGAAGUGCAUUUUUUGGACAGCAUUCGGUAGCGGCAUGCGGGGGCCGGCGGUGGCUCUGGUUUACAAAUAGUGUCCUUAUUGCACAAAUGAUUUUUACCUUCAGAGUUCCACUUCAGUUAAGUCAGACCUGUGAAUUAGAACUGCACACUGUCAAGUUUUCUCCACUUGAAGGUUUUCUUGCUUUCCUUUUGAUUUUUAGGCCUGUGGAAUUGCUUAAUGGUUUGCGUUUUGGGGUGUUUUGUUUUGUUUUUUUGACUGAAAGCACUUGAAUAUUUUCUCUGUGUGGUGCCCUUUGGAGGGAAGGGUGCCUGGGGAUAGAUGUACAAAUCACUAGUCAGCACAGCUCAUUCUGUACUGUCUGAAGUUUUUGCUUUGUGCCUUUUUUUCUUUUCCAGUGUGUCAUCAAUUAGGCCAGUUCAAAAGUGAGUGGAGGAGUGUGUAAAAGAGGUUUGACUUUCUUAACUGGGAUACCUUUGAGUCUUACCUGAUGAGUGUGUGUCUAGCAAUUUUUGUGAAAUCCCUGUAUUUGAAAAGAUGGUAUUUUAAAUCUUGACUUUUUUGCUAUUCCACAGAAAUCUGUAGUUUAGAGGCAUGCCUACAGUCUUUACCCACUUCCGUAAAUACCAACAAAAAUGGGAACUAAGAACAUUGUUUUUUCCUGUUUUCAAAAUAUUAGUGUGUCUGCAUCUAUAUUUCUUGAUUAAAUGGAAGUAACUUCUAGCCACAUUCAAGGGGAUUUAAAUCCAGAGACAUAUGUUCUGGAUCUCCAGUGUCUGAGAGGAGAACAGUCAGUCAUGAUCAUGUUAAAUAGGAUUCCUUAAUUCCUAAGUCUGGUUGUUUAGGAGGGGUUUAAUAACCACCACUUAAGCUUAUUUUCUUCUGCCUGGCUGGACAUGACAUGACAGGAUUUUAGAUGACGCUGUGAAGAGGUAUUUUUGUUGUAUUAAAUUUGGUGAUCACUUGUUAAAAUUCUGUUGCCAAAGCAUGAACCAUGAGCCUGUAAAUCUGUUGUUUCAGCUGAAUGAUCACUGCUUUUGUUGCCUUGUCUGAUCAUCGGAUGCACUUUUGUUUAGGGAAAGCAGAAGGCAAAUUUUUCCUGGUGCUUGUUUGAUGUCCCUUUAAUCACUGAUCUGUUUGAGCUGGCCCAAGGUCCUGCAGUCCCAGUCCCUACGGCUCUAUGAAGGAACUGACCACUUUUUCCCUUCCUCCAUUAAUUGUGCCUUUGUGUUUUUGACAUGGUUGCACGUUGAAACAUGAGUUCUGGUCAAUAGGGGAUAGAAAUGUGCUACCUACUGUCUGGUCAAUGAUGCUUUGAGCUGUUGCUCUUAAACCGUGGUUCUGGUGCUAGAGGACAGAUCACCUUUUCCUUCUUGGCAGAUUCUGCUAAUUAUGCCAGCUGGGUCAUUAGAUCACCGUCAUUUUAAUGUGGUCUUAGAGUUCUUUGCUCUAUCUGCGAGCCUAUAAAUAAAUAUAUAUAUGUACAUCCCUCUGUAUAGUAACCAGAUACCAAUGCAGCAUGGUUUUUAACAGACUUUUUGAAAAUUCAUGUCUGGAGGAAUACAUUCUGCUGCUUUUCCCCCCCAAAGACUUAAAAGCACUGGGUUUACUAGGCUCAAUGUUAUUGAUCAGUUGCAUAUAAAUGUGAAAAAGUCAGAAAUACGUGUUUGAUAUGCACUUUCAAAAUGAGGAAUUGUUUCAGCUGUUGAGUUUUUACAGAUGUUGUAUUUAUAACAUGUUCUGUCUGCAAAGACCAUGCAAAAUAAAAACAGAAA